CGGGAAAUAGAAUUGGUCUUCAACAACCAAUCUUUAAUGGCAAGACAUCCACACCCAGGGCACAAAAGCUCAUCAUCCGACAUGUCUAGACUUUCAACUAGCCUCAAGGCAUUAAUCAAUGCCCCUGCCGCUCGUCCAUCCACCGUCCCGGCGCCAGCAAACAUAACCUCGGUCUACCAAAAGAUCCAACAGACCGCGCAAUCCAACCAGAUCUCGCAGCCAUCAUGGGUCGCACUAUCAACCGCAGCAACUAUGACAAUGAACUCCCCGGAGUCUCUCGCAGCCCUUUACGAACUAGCCAGCACCAACCCCGACACGCAAGUCGAGACCGCCGAGCUCAUGCGUGAAGUCGGUCUGAAAUAUCCAGCCUCCCAGACUCAGUCGGCAGCCAGCUCUCCCGCACCCCCCACCCGCGCGCCAACCCCGGAGAACAUCACCGCGAUCAGUGAGCGCGGGCACGCACUCUGGGAUUCUAUCUAUCGACCAUUCGACAAGAAGCUAUUCAAUAAACUGGCCGACUCACACCCCGAUCUGCCGGUGCACAUCCUGCACAGCAACUACGGUGCCCUGUUGUCUGAUCCGGAGCGUGACACGGGCGCCUCUGCUGGGCGCAUUCUGACGUCUAUUGUUGCUGUCUCGUGCUUGCGCGCUCAGUCUGGCGUCGGUCCCCAGGUUCUCUCGCAUGUGUUUGGGUUGCGGAAGGCGCUUGAGGAUGGCUCGUGGGUGAAUGAUGUUGAGGGGGAACAGGCUGCGCGGUGGUUGGCUAGUGAUGAGGGAAAUAUGUGGAUUUUGAAUAGUGUUGAUGCCAUCGUUGAGGCUAUUAGCCAGGGCGCUGGGUCGAAUUUUGCUCCUGCACGUGCGAAAUUGUAA
This is a messenger RNA of Penicillium samsonianum, 870 nucleotides long. RefSeq lists its product as uncharacterized. The transcript is spliced from 3 exons. The record is from RefSeq and is a predicted model, not a curated record. The coding region runs from base 37 to 870 and encodes 277 amino acids. NCBI's taxonomy places the organism in Eukaryota, Fungi, Ascomycota, Eurotiomycetes, Eurotiales, Aspergillaceae.